This is a messenger RNA of Fonsecaea nubica, 303 nucleotides long. RefSeq lists its product as hypothetical. The transcript has a single exon. Lineage: Eukaryota; Fungi; Ascomycota; Eurotiomycetes; Chaetothyriales; Herpotrichiellaceae. Bases 1 to 303 code for a protein of 100 amino acids. The record is from RefSeq and is a predicted model, not a curated record.
AUGACCGCCACUUUACCCCGUCACUAUGAAAAUGUCCACGCCAAGGUGCGACGAUGGUUUCGUGCCUUGAACGACUGGGACCUACAUAUUAGAGGCUUUGUCCGGCUCGAACACGUCAAGAGCCACGAGGAACGUGUGCACGACUCCUUUAAACCAUCGGAAGAUGAGUCGCAGAAGGGCGAUCGCAAGCGCAAGCGGGAGAAACGAUAUAACGAACAGCCGAUCAAGAGGCGCAAGAAGGAGAAGAGACACAUCAAAACAGAGGUUCCACACAUCAAGGAAGAGGUUGAAUUAAAUGAAUAG